AUCUAGAAUCACAAUCAUCACAUAAUCAAAUCAACAACACAUUUAGGUUAACUUUUAUGACAAAACGUCAAGUAAAUAAUUCUGUGUCCCUAUAAUAUUUUGGUUUAUAGACAUAUAUCAUUUUAUAAACAUGGAUAUAACACUGCUUGUGGCUUUAGCAGCUAUAAUAUUUAUAGUUCUCAUAGGAUUAACUUUAAUAUUUAAAUUCAAUAAAGGGCCAGAGAAAGCUCCGGAAAGACCGAGGCCUGUGCCAAAUAGAGUAAGAGAUGGUGCACCAAGAAGAGCACAGAUUGCGAGAAAUCGAGGAACUCGAUUAAGAGCCAAUGUUGCUCAUCAGGAGGUUCAAGAAUCUGAGGACGAAAAUGAAGUUGAAAAAGAAGAUGUAGAAGUACCUGAUAAUAAAUUAGGGGCAAAAAAGAGAGCAAAAUUGGAAGCAAAAGCUGAGAAGAAAGCUGCACGUGAGGCAGAGGAGCAAUUAAGAGCAGAAAAAAAGAAAAAGGCAGAGUUGGCAGAAGAGGAAAGAAAGAAAGAAGAAGAAAAGGAAAAAGAAGAAGAAAAGAAACGUGAAGAAGAAGAAAAGAGGGCAAGAGAGGAGAAAGAACAACGUGAAUAUGAGGAAUAUUUGAAAAUGAAGGAGGCGUUCUCAAUCGAAGAAGAAGGAUUUGAAGAAGGCGAACAGGGUGAUGAGCAAAACUUAUUACAAGAAUUUGUUAACUAUAUUAAGACAAACAAAGUCGUAGUUAUAGAAGAUUUGGCUUCUCAGUUUAAAUUAAAAACUCAAGCAGCCAUUGACAGGAUUAAAGACUUACAAAAUGAUGGCAUUUUAACAGGUGUUAUUGAUGACAGAGGAAAAUUUAUUUAUGUUUCUGUGCAAGAGAUGGAAGCUGUUGCUAAAUUCAUUAGGCAAAGAGGAAGAGUUUCUAUUACCGAACUGGCAGAGAAUAGUAAUACAUUAAUUAAUUUUACACCUAGUGCAGUUGUAAAUUAAAUAUACAAUAAUAAAAACUUAGUAUUAUAAAUAUCACCGACUCAUAA
Molecule: messenger RNA, 1035 nt
Organism: Anoplophora glabripennis (Asian longhorned beetle)
Lineage: Eukaryota; Metazoa; Arthropoda; Insecta; Coleoptera; Cerambycidae
Gene: Ddrgk1
Product: DDRGK domain-containing protein 1
Exons: 3
Coding region: 131-988 (285 amino acids)
Source: RefSeq, a predicted model, not a curated record